This is a messenger RNA of Crotalus tigris (Tiger rattlesnake), 3080 nucleotides long. RefSeq names its product GRIP1 associated protein 1 (gene GRIPAP1). NCBI's taxonomy places the organism in Eukaryota, Metazoa, Chordata, Lepidosauria, Squamata, Viperidae. The record is from RefSeq and is a predicted model, not a curated record. The coding region runs from base 1093 to 2214 and encodes 373 amino acids. The transcript has 13 exons. Gene Ontology annotation, biological process: regulation of recycling endosome localization within postsynapse; regulation of modification of synaptic structure; regulation of neurotransmitter receptor transport, endosome to postsynaptic membrane. Gene Ontology annotation, cellular component: postsynaptic recycling endosome; glutamatergic synapse; extrinsic component of postsynaptic early endosome membrane.
AUUGUUGGGGGCAAUGUAAAUAUAUAUAUACAUUGCUUACUGGUGUACACCGCUUAGAGAGUGCUUGCACUUAAAGCGGUAUAUAAGUCAUAAAUAAAUAAAUAAAUAAAAUUGAACGGAAGGGGCCUUAAACAAUGUAGUUCGUAUGGGAUUGCUUUGUUUCCCGCAAAAAGUACCCCUGCGCGGCUUUAUCCGUUAUUCCCGUUAACGGGGAGCAAUUCUUGAACACCCGCUUUGCAUGCAGAAGACUUCGGUUCCAUCCUCACGAUCUCCAGGAAGACUGCGAGGGGCUGCUAAAGUCGAUACUUCGUUGUAAGGCGCCCCUUGCCGAUUAAAGCGCUUCCACCCCCAGAGACCUUCCUAAAAGGAUCCGGGGAGAACUCGAGAUAUGAUCCCCAGCGGAGGCAGAAGAAGAUGCGCAGCUCGUCAGCUACUGGCGACUUUACAUCUCAUGCAGGAGGCGAGAAUAACUGUGACCUGACCCCAGGAACGAGAAGACGCCGAAGACGUGCAUUUUUUUCAACUGUUACUUGAUCACUUCCGAAGUCGCUUCUUCACCCACCUCCUCGGCCAUUUUGGUUUAAUCUAUAUGACACAGCUGAGCUCAACAGCUGUUACUUCCGGCAUCUCUAUGACCCCCACAGGAAAACGCUUGGAUCCUUUCUAGGCUUCUGUUUCUAUGGGAGAAUCUGAACCGCAAUAGUACACUUUCUCCUCUUCCGCACGCCCCUCAUCCCUCCCUCCUUCGUCAUCCCUCCCUCCUUCCUCAGGCGCCAAAGCUCCAGUUGUGAAUCAUCCUUCUUAAUUAGUGCCCUCCCGCAUCUCUAUGCCUCUUCACUUCCGGCCCCGAAGCUCUAGUCCGCCGCCGGUUCCGCUGUUCCUCUCUCCGGUGCAGAGAAAAAGAGACCGUCUCUUAAAACAUCCGUCCUCUCUCUCUCUUGCUCCUCUAUGAUAUCUUCUUAAAGCCACCUCGGUAUACUUCUCCACGAGUGGGAAGGGGCAGGCUUCGCGAUUCCUUCUUCCUUUCUCCUUUGGAUCGUACCAAGCUGAAGCCGAGCCGGGGGCAGCGGCGGCGGCGGCGGGGGAGGGAAGAUGGCGCAGGCCUUGUCCGAAGAGGAGUUCGAGCGUAUGCAGGCCCAGUUAUUAGAACUUCGAACACAGAAUUACCAGCUCUCUGAUGAACUCCGCAAGAACACAGCUGAAUUAAAUGGGCUCCGACAACGGGUCGCCUAUUUAGACAAGGAAUUUACUAAGGCUCAGAAGGCUCUGAAUAAGAGUAAAAAAGCUCAGGAAGUGGAUGCACUGCUUAGUGAAAAUGAAAUGCUUCAGGGAAAACUGCAUAGCCAAGAGGAUGACUUCAGGCUGCAAAAUAGCACUCUCAUGCAGGAGCUCUCCAAGCUGUGCUCGCAGCUUGAGCAGUUGGAGAAGGAUAAUCAGAUUCUUCGGGAAGGGAAGACAGCAGUAGCCGGUGAAGGGUCGUUCCCAGCCAGCUCCGUGGAUGGCGAGCUGUUAAGGCUACAGGCAGAGAAUUCUGCCCUGCAGAAGAACAUGGCAGCUUUACAGGAGCGCUAUGAGAAAGAAGUGGCCCGGCAAGCAGAAAACCGAGGUGGCGGGAAAGGUGAUGGUUCUCCGGAUUCUUGUCCCGCUAUGCCAGAGACGACUUCAGAACAGCCGGCAUUUGACAGCGACAGUAGCAGUGCCAUUUCCCAGCAGCUUCUCUCAGAGGUGGAACUGAAACUGCAGACCGAGAGGGAGGAAAAAAUAUUGCUGAAGGAGCAGCUGCAGAGUCUCGAGGCAUCCAAGACAACGGAGACCUCCCGCCUGCAGCAAGAGCUCUCCAAGUUUGUGGAGAAGCUUAAGAAGAAGCAAGAGAGCUUUGUGCGGCUUCAGACAGAAAAAGAAGCUCUCUACAAUGACAGCAGGACCAAAAUUGAGGAGAUCCAACAGCGGAAGGAAGAGGAGCUCAAAUCUCUGCAAGUUCGUAAUCAGAAGCUGCAGCAGGAGCUCCAGACCACAAACCAGGGCUUCUUGGAAUUAAAGGACCAAUUGCAGAGUUGUCAAAAAGAAAAUGAAUUGGCCCUUCAGACUCUGCAGGACCAGGUUGCGUGCCAAAGUGCGGAGAGCCAGGAACAGGUUGAGACCAUUCUGUCUGAAAAUGAUGCUCUGAGAACCAACCUUGCAGCAUUAGAACAGGUACCAGGUUCCAUCUUGUGAGCCAAGUGGUUGGAGGGCAGAGAAGGUGGCAUUGAGGAUGAUGAAAUUAAAGGGUGUAACUAUGCAUUUUUACAAGGAGGGUAUGUGUAUUACAUUUACAGCAUAAGCGAGGCUAAAUGACCAGCAGCAAUGUGUGUGUGUGUGUGAAGAAUUCCUGUUUAUUGCAUUUACAUUCCUCCCUUCAUCCAGCAUACUGUGUAUGAGAUAUGUGCGUGCAUUUUCAACCUUUCCUAUUGAGUUAGAUAGGGUAAGAAUAGACAGGUACCAAACCAUCUUCUAAUCUUCAUGGAUAACUGGGAAUUUGAAUGUUAGGAUCUCCAAGCCUGGUCUGGUAUUUUAAUUGCUAUACCACACUGACUCUGGUUCAAGGAACUUAUUAACCUCACUUCAUCAGUGCACAACAACAGAGCACUUCUCUUGAGCAAGGAUGAGUAGCUGUUUAAGCCCAGGGACAUGCAUCUUUUUUGAGUGGCUAACAGUUGCAAUGAAAGCAGCAGUAAAACUAGACAGGACUGUGUCGUAGACAGAUUUGAGACCCAGAUUUUUUUUUUCUAGGCUAUGGAAGAGUUGGCUUUUUUUUUUAAACAAAAAAUCUAGCUUAACCCUACAAUUUUUACUUCUUUCCUGCCUUUAAACAACAGGAAUUCCACAUGCUCUUGGCUUGUCUAAAACCAGAAGAAUCUAAGUUCUUCAGGAGAAUGCUCUGUUACAGUCAGUUGUUUUGUCCUGCUGUGAAAUGUCUGUGUCAUUUUAGAAGAAAGUGAUUGAGAUUGCAUCAUAACUCACUCUCUCUCCCUCUCCCUCCCUCUCUCUCUCUCUCUCUGUCUCUCUGUCUCUCUGUCCCUCUCUCUGUCUCUCACUCUCUC